Messenger RNA from Penicillium odoratum, 1893 nucleotides. Its product is annotated as phospholipid:diacylglycerol acyltransferase. The annotation marks the transcript as partial. The transcript is spliced from 3 exons. Gene Ontology annotation, cellular component: cytoplasm; perinuclear endoplasmic reticulum. The record is from RefSeq and is a predicted model, not a curated record. Gene Ontology annotation, molecular function: phospholipid:diacylglycerol acyltransferase activity. Gene Ontology annotation, biological process: lipid storage; triglyceride biosynthetic process. Lineage: Eukaryota; Fungi; Ascomycota; Eurotiomycetes; Eurotiales; Aspergillaceae.
GUCAUGAUGUUGCGCCGCCGCACGGGCAAGGACGACACCUCGUCCCGCGACGGCAACAAACGGGAUCUCGAUUCACAAACAGAGGAGGAUCGUCUUCGUGCAGAAUUCGAUGGUGCCAAGGUUAAGCAGCUCGUCAUUCAACCUCCGCGACGGAGCAAGCGUCGCAAUGGGCUGAUCUUCGUGCUGGGCGGCCUCUUUGGCAUCUUCAUUGCGGUGUUCUUCGCGAACCAGCAGGAGGUUAUCAGCUUAGAGUCACUGCUGGAACUGAAUCUCGAUUCUUUAAUUGAUGUCAUCCCACAAGGAAUUAUGCGUGAUGCGAGGGAGUUUUCGGAAAUACAGCAACACGAACGCGAUGCCAUCAAUUAUGAUUCGUUCGCGAUCGGCCUCCACCUCCAAGCACAAGGCGUCGAAGCUAAACAUCCUGUCGUGAUGAUCCCUGGGGUUAUUUCCACGGGCCUCGAGAGUUGGGGAACUGGAGAUAAUUCGCGUCAAUACUUCCGUCGGAGAUUAUGGGGCAGUUGGAGCAUGAUGCGGGCGCUGGUUAUGGACAAGGCAGAGUGGAAGAAUCACGUCAUGCUUGAUCGGGAGACUGGCUUGGAUCCGCCCGGUAUCAAGUUACGUGCAGCGCAGGGCUUCGAUGCGACCGACUUCUUUAUCACAGGAUACUGGAUAUGGAAUAAGAUCUUGGAAAACCUGGCAACAAUCGGCUAUGAUCCGACAAAUGCCUUUACAGCUGCAUACGACUGGCGACUAUCCUAUCCGAACUUGGAAGUUCGUGAUAAUUACUUCAGUCGGCUCAAGUCUUAUAUUGAGACUGCGGUCGAAACGCAAGGAGAGAAGAUCACUCUGACAUCGCACAGCAUGGGGUCACAGGUCGUGCUAUACUUCUUCAAGUGGGUAGAGAGCGAAGACCAUGGCAAGGGGGGCAAGGACUGGGUGAAUAAGCACGUUGAUUCCUGGAUCAAUAUCAGCGGAUGUAUGCUUGGUGCCGUCAAAGGCUUGACGGCUGUACUUUCAGGAGAGAUGCGCGACACAGCGCAACUGAACGCCUUUGCCGUCUACGGACUUGAAAAAUUUCUUUCCAAAGAAGAGCGAGCUGAGAUCUUCCGUGCCAUGCCAGGCAUCUCCAGCAUGUUGCCCAAGGGCGGCGAAGCUGUGUGGGGAAAUGCAACAUGGGCACCGGAUGAUCAGCCAGGCCAGGCGAUGAGUUUUGGCAAUUUACUGAACUUCCGCGAGACCAACUCAUCUUGGACGCGGCGCAACCUCACUGCUCCUGAAAGUCUGCAGUACCUUCUUGACCAAAGUGAGGACUGGUACCGCAAUCAGGUACUGGGGAGCUACUCGCACGGAGUCGCGCAUACCGCAGCCGAAGUUGAGGCCAACGAGAAAGACCCACGUACAUGGCUCAACCCACUUGAGACUCGUCUACCCUAUGCCCCCGAUAUGAAGAUCUACUGCUUCUACGGCGUGGGCAAGCCUACUGAGCGCAGCUACUGGUACCAGGAGGAGACCGAUCCGCUAGUAAACCUCAACGUCAGCAUCGAUACCACCGUCACCCUGGACGAAAACGUUGACCAUGGCGUCAACAUGGGUGAGGGCGAUGGCACGGUGAAUCUACUUAGCACGGGCUAUAUGUGUGCCAAGGGCUGGCGCAUCAAACGGUAUAACCCAGCCGGCUCAAAGAUCAAGGUCUUUGAGAUGCCACACGAACCGGACCGCUUCUCACCACGUGGCGGACCUAACACUGGCGAUCAUGUCGAUAUUCUUGGCCGUGCCUCUUUGAACGACCUUAUCCUCCGCGUAGCGGGAGGUAAAGGCGACGAUAUCGAGGAAACAUAUGUGUCCAACAUCCGCGAGUACGCGGAACGUGUAAAGAUUUUUGAUGAUAAAUAG